Messenger RNA from Glarea lozoyensis ATCC 20868, 1188 nucleotides. Its product is annotated as DNA-glycosylase. Gene Ontology annotation, cellular component: nucleus. NCBI's taxonomy places the organism in Eukaryota, Fungi, Ascomycota, Leotiomycetes, Helotiales, Helotiaceae. Gene Ontology annotation, molecular function: 8-oxo-7,8-dihydroguanine DNA N-glycosylase activity; damaged DNA binding. Bases 1 to 1188 code for a protein of 395 amino acids. Gene Ontology annotation, biological process: nucleotide-excision repair; base-excision repair; base-excision repair, AP site formation. The transcript is spliced from 4 exons. The record is from RefSeq and is a predicted model, not a curated record.
AUGGCGAGUUUACGCGUUUCAGAAUGGCGAAAACUUCCAUCUUUUAGAUGGAAGAAGCUCAAAAAUGAGGAGUGGACUUGUACUCUACACGGUCGAAUCCUGAGUUUAAAGCAAGAUGAUUCAUACCUCCAUUACCGGUCUAUGAGGCCGUAUACUCUAGGAUCUUCAAAUGGGUCUUUAAAUAUAAAAGCUGAAAUUCAAGAUCCGAUCAAGGAUGAAGAUGAAGAUGACACCGAGAGACUCCUCAAGCAUUAUCUGAAUCUAGAGCCGAACCUCACUGCACUUUAUGAGUAUUGGUCUUCUGUUGAUCCGAACUUCAAGAAGAGAGCGCCGAAAUUCACAGGAGUCAGGAUCUUGAAGCAGGAUGCUUGGGAAGCUCUUGUGGGAUUUAUUUGCAGUAGUAAUAAUAAUAUUAUACGAAUAUCACAGAUGGUCAACAAUCUUUGUCUACAUUAUGGACCUCUCAUUGGCCACGUUGAUGCUCAACCAUAUCAUGACUUCCCAGCACCUGAAACUCUUACAGGGCCUGGAGUCGAGGCUCACCUGCGUGAACUGGGAUUUGGCUAUCGCGCAAGCUAUAUAGCUAAGACGGCUAAGAUGGUUGCCAAGGAGAAGCCGGAAGGCUGGCUGCAGAAUUUAUCUAAUGUUGACCACAGUCCAGACCAGAAAAUGCCGCCUGGGGGCCGCGAUGGCUACCGAAAGGCUCAUGAGGAACUCCUACAACUCCAAGGUGUAGGCCCUAAGGUGGCGGAUUGUGUUUGUCUCAUGGGUCUUGGUUGGGGGGAAUCUGUGCCUGUAGAUACACACGUAUGGCAAUUCGCGCAGAGGGAUUAUAAAUUCGGCAAGGGAAAGCACAAGAGCUUAACAAAGGCUACUUACGAUGCGGUCGGUGACCAUUUCAGACAACUCUGGGGAAUUGAAGCUGGUUGGGCGCACUCAGUACUUUUUGCGGCAGAUCUGAAAACAUUCUCAGAAAGACUGACUAGUAAAGCGAAGGAAAUUAAGGUGGAAGAAGUCAAGGUUAAGCAAGAAGGGGAGACAACUGUUGAGGUAAAGACGGUAGUGAAACAAGAAUAUCUUUUGAACGGAAUUAAGGAUGAGUUCGAGGAAGAAAAUACUGUUGAAUUGAUAAAGGACUUCAAGGAUAGUCCGAGAAAUCAAAGAGCAAAGAGGAGAAGGUUAGGAUGA